CACUACCUGACUGCGGAUCAGUAGCUUAUGUUCGAAGAAGCUUGGUUACGGCACUGAAGCUUUGCUGGAAGAGAGAGAUUGUUUCUCAGUUGUGAGGUGAAACGAUCCAGAGCGACUGGCGACUCAACGAGACGAAAGUUACGGAUUUCGAUUAAAUUUGGUGCGUGAGUGAAGGGGGUGACGGACGAGGAUCUACACUAAAGUGAUCAGACGAUGCUUCAAGUGAGAUUCCUUGUCAAGUUCCUCUUCUUGACAAUUCUUUUCUUCAGUCUGAUAAAUGGUGCAUGGGGCCGGAACCAUAGAGUCGCUCGGAGUCACAGAUUCGGCUAUGCCAGAAAUCGCCAAGUGCUGUGGCAAGAAGAUCACAAGAAAUGUGGCGGGGAGAAUCAAUCGCCGAUACAGAUCAUCAGACAUCGUGCAAUACCUCUGCCGCUGAGAGCAGUGGAGAUGGUUGGCUACCACGACCCGUUACCUGGGCCUCUUAACCUCACAAACAAUGGACACUCAGUUAUGCUGAGACCAGAAGGGCUGACGAGGUCGAUGCACCCCCCUGCAGUAUACGGCGCCCUGCUCAAGGACCAUUACGUUAUGGACACGCUGCACUUCCAUUGGGGUCUACGUGAUUACAGGGGCAGCGAGCACAGAGUAAAUGGCGUAAGGUAUCCAAUGGAGAUGCACAUCGUCCACAGGAAACAAAGUUACGGAUCUGUCCAUGAAGCACUGGGCCAUAGCGACGGGCUCUCAGUCCUUGCGUUUUUCUUCGAGGUUAGAGAGAAGGACAACCCAACACUACAACCCUUGCUGCAGAAACUUCACCUAGUGAAGCUGGAAGGUCAGUCCGUUUACCUGGACUCCACUUUCACCAUGGCAUCGCUUCUGCCACGCGACCUUGAGAUAUAUUACACCUACCGUGGGUCUCUGACCACGCCGCCCUGCUCCGAGGCAGUCACCUGGAUCGUGUUUCCGGAGCCACAAUUCAUCUCUUACAUGCAGCUGAAGAAGUUCAGACGACUAUCUUCUGGAGAAUCCAAGAUAGCCGACAACUACCGCGUGCUGCAAGAACUCGGCAAUCGAAUCGUGUACGUCAGAAGAAUGUUUUCGGACACGUCGAGUGGGAACCUUACAAACGAUGAGCAACUCUGGUAUAACUGAAACCUGAGCUGGAGAUUGUUCCAGCGGGGACGAUUACAAGCAAUGAAAAAUUUUCUUUAGAGAAAUUGUUCUGGUUAAAUGUACAUCGAGCGGACUGAAAAUAUUUUGCCUGUAGCUUUGAAUUUGUUGGUUCUUGGUUUAAAGAAGAAAUAAAUAUUCAUAAUUUUUCAUCUCAAAUCACUUUGAAGUACAAACUACUAAGAAUAUAAAAUAUUAUUAGUCAGAUUUUAUAUAACCAAAAUAGUUUAUCAAUAAUAUAACAGAGUUUGUUACACAUACAGUAGACCAAAAUGUGUCAGGUCUCUAGCUCACAGGUAGAAGGAAAGCAAAUGCACGUACUACGUAAAAACAUUCAUUACUGACCUAGAAAUAAGCACUGUCGCUGGGAAAUAAUGUUUACAAAUUGAGAGUAGACGUAUAUUCUUCCUUACCUGCUACCUCUCCUGCCCUUUCAAUCCCAGUAUUUUAUUUCUAAUGGAUGCUGAAUGCACAGAUUUGCCCCUUCUACAGUACAUGGUAAAUUCUUAAUAUAUUGGGCAGCUGUAAAUACAGUAGAUUUUUAUUGUACUGAAUUGUAAAUUUGUUAUGAAUGCCUAAAUGUACAAGUGGAUGUAUUUAGAAAUUUGAAGGUAAAGUGCCUUAAAGAAUCUGUGCAAAUCUCUUGAUACUUGACCAUUAUAGACAUCUUUCAUAAGAAUAGCGAACACUCGCUAGCUGUCGGGUGCUAUUUACCCUUGGCAAAAGAAAGAAGGCUGAAAUAAAAGAAUAAUCAGCUCAUUUUUACAAAUUUAUCAAUGAAGUUUAUGUUACAUAUUUUAUUACUUGUUACGUCUUGAGUCGCCAAUCAUUAACGCCCAUUUGCUUUGU
This is a messenger RNA of Zootermopsis nevadensis, 2019 nucleotides long. RefSeq names its product carbonic anhydrase 2. The record is from RefSeq and is a predicted model, not a curated record. Gene Ontology annotation, cellular component: cytoplasm. NCBI's taxonomy places the organism in Eukaryota, Metazoa, Arthropoda, Insecta, Blattodea, Termopsidae. Gene Ontology annotation, molecular function: carbonate dehydratase activity; zinc ion binding.